Molecule: messenger RNA, 549 nt
Organism: Oldenlandia corymbosa var. corymbosa
Lineage: Eukaryota; Viridiplantae; Streptophyta; Magnoliopsida; Gentianales; Rubiaceae
Source: the annotation of a GenBank genome assembly
AAAAAAAAAAUCUAUAUAAGUUUGCAACUUGUACACUAAAAUCGAUCUUGUGGAAUGGUUUGAUUGUUAAUUUGUGCAAGUAAAAAAUGAUGCAGGCAGAGGCAAUUGGAGCUGCAUGAAGUCGAUUCAUACAUGAGGAUAUGAAGAUGGAGUUUAUAUAUGACUACAUAUUCCAUUUAUUGAAUGAAUAUGGUAAGCUGUUGAAGUUUAAACCUAAUAUUCCUGAAAAGGCAACUGAAGUUUGUGCUGAAACCCUGGCGUGUUCUGCUACUGGAAACUCGAGAAAAUUCAUGGAAGAAUCUCUUGAGAAAUCUCCCAGUAGUAAUUCAACUUGCACUUUGCCUCCGCCCUAUGAUCCUGAGGCUGUCAAAGCUUUUAAUGACGAGAAAAAGAGAUUAAUCUUGGAAGUCGAGAGAUGGGAAGAUGAAUAUUGGGAAAGCAAAGCUAUGAAUCAAUGAGUUUUUCAUCAUUUACAUUAAACUAAUUCUUUUGUUCCCAAUAAAGUGAUGCGUUCCCAGCAGUUGCUAAAGCUUAAAGCGCAAAUAAUGU